CAAACGCCCCCGAGCUGGGCCCCGGCCGCGACGGCGACACUGAACAUGGACGCACGGGCCGAAGGAGAGAUGGACGCCAAGACCGCGCGCAGCGCGCGGCGCCUCAAGAUACUGCGUGUGGUGCAGAGCGCCCUCGCCGCGUUGCUUUCGCUUGCCAUCGCCGCCUUCCAGGGUCGCGUUUACUUUACCUACUACAACACUCGCCAAACGGGCGGCACUUGGCCCAAAGUCCCCAAUGUGAUGCCAACGAUCCUCAUGUUCAUCGUCGCGCUGGUGUCACUGGUUUUUGAUGGAUGCAUGCUCGUCGCGUACCUGUGGCCCUCGACCAGGUACGCCAGGUGGGCUGUCACUAUCGGCGGCGGGGCGCAAUACAUAAUCAGCUCGAACAAGACGAUCGGCUUCGCCAUCUCGGCCGUCGUAUCCAAAACGAGCUUCGACUUUGGAGACGCGAGCGGGACGAACCCCGACUUAUGGAGCUACACCUGUACGGAUCAAGCGGCAGAGCUGAACGAUAUAAUUCAAGCCGAGUCAAACUGCAAUACGCAGUGGGCAUCGUGGGCCUUUGCGCUUGCUCAGCUUGCUAUAGAGGUGUUUGGCUGGGCUGUCUCGCUACUCGCGUUCAGACAGACGACACAAAAGCUAUCUGCCCAGGCUAUGGAGCAGAAAAUGACGGCGUACAGCUCCAACGUCAACAGCAGACUUCAAGACGCUACGCCGAAUUUCGAAAUGCAGACAGGAUAUCACCCUGUAUGACGAGGCUUGAAGCGGAGGUCUGAGGCAAUAUCGAAGCAUGGCAACGAUUUUGUGCGAUGUGCUGGUCCGGCAAUUUCACCCCACACCUUUCCCCAGGUUUGAUCCUAAUAUUGUGAAAUUGGCAUGUAAAGUAGCGUGAAAACAGGCAGGAGCCCAAGUGAGGGCAGGUAACGAGGUUGGCUGC
Gaeumannomyces tritici R3-111a-1 is the source of this 937-nucleotide messenger RNA. RefSeq lists its product as hypothetical. The record is from RefSeq and is a predicted model, not a curated record. NCBI's taxonomy places the organism in Eukaryota, Fungi, Ascomycota, Sordariomycetes, Magnaporthales, Magnaporthaceae. The transcript has 3 exons. Bases 46 to 753 code for a protein of 235 amino acids.